Paraphaeosphaeria sporulosa is the source of this 1723-nucleotide messenger RNA. RefSeq lists its product as uncharacterized. The coding region runs from base 384 to 1523 and encodes 379 amino acids. Gene Ontology annotation, molecular function: 1-alkyl-2-acetylglycerophosphocholine esterase activity. The transcript has a single exon. NCBI's taxonomy places the organism in Eukaryota, Fungi, Ascomycota, Dothideomycetes, Pleosporales, Didymosphaeriaceae. The record is from RefSeq and is a predicted model, not a curated record.
ACAAUGACACAUAAUAUGAUGUUGCUUUUGAGCGUCGCAAUGGCAGAGGGGGUGAAUCCGAGAAGCGGGGCGUAUGAAUCACGCUUAACCAUUUGCGGCACAUCGAGGCCAGAUCCAUCUUCCGCCGGUCUGUGUAGUGUUGACCGUCUACAACAAAAUGCCUUCGCAAUACGAAGUCGAAGUCAACUAGUCUAGGAGUCCAUCCAGUUAGCCCUCCGGUACAGUAGCACCGAGUAUAAGCCACCAUAAUAGUAACCUCGUAGGGAAGGUGAUCAGCGAGUGAGCACUAACAGAAAGACCGUAACAUUUGAUUGCAAUACGGCGCAUAAAGAUCUUAUUUCCCUACAGAAUUGGCUGCAGAGCAUUGUUCCAGACUACGCAGUAUGUUGUCCCUAAAUAUAUUGUUCUGCGCACUGGGCACGACAGUGUCUAGUCUUUCCUUGCCUCCGACGACAGGUCCAUUUGGUGUUGGGUCCAAAGCAUGGGUAUUGGACAAAGUCACAAAGAAUGACCCAGUAGCCUCUGACGGCGUCGGAAAGUCGUUACUUCUCAACGUGUACUAUCCGACACAAGAUACAGCAUCGCCACGCCGCUAUAUAUGGGACGGUCUCGCAACAUACUUCGAGGACUACUACAAUGUCAGCUCUGGUGCAUUCGGCAAUACGACUGCUCGUAUCCUUGAUGGGGCACCAGUCCAUCCGGACUGCGAUGAUUAUGCACUACCCACACUGCUCUGGGGACCUCCUUUCACAGGUCCACCAUCUCAGAUGUUCUCCAGCCUGUUUUCCGACCUCGUCUCGCAAGGCUACAUGAUCGUGACUGUCGAUCAUCCAGGUGAACAGCCUUACUUGCAAUAUCCGAACGGGACAGGGGUAAAGGGCUUGGGGAAAGACUUCAUUCCAGACGGCGACUUCAUCAAUCGGGUCCACGAGUACCGACUAGAAGAUAACGCUGCCGUUCUUGAUGCUCUUCCUAUGCUGCAGAAAGAGCUGGGUGUACCUCUCAACUUGACCCACGUUGCCCUUUUCGGCCACUCUCUAGGGGGCAGUGCAGCUUUGAACCAGCUUCUCUACGAUAAAAAUCGAAAAAAUCCACAAAUCCUCGGAUCCAUAGAUAUCGACGGGCAAGUCUUCCCGCCGGCUUUUACGAACGACUCAUCUGCCGAUGCUCACACACCUACGCUGCUCCUGAUGUCCGAAGAGCAUCUCGCGGUGGGCGAUUUCAGCUUGGCCCAGUUCGUCACCUGGCAGACCGACUGGUCAAAGUAUCUGAUUAUACACGGCAAAACGAAUCACUCGGACUUCACUGACCUAGGGGUUCUAUUGCAAGGAAACGGCAUUACUGGUGGGGAUGGCGCGAUCAAGGCUGAGAGGAUGGUUGAGAUUACGAGGCGUUUUGUACGCACGUUCUUCGAUAUGAUAGGUAAGGUAGGCGGAGAAGGGAUAUUGAGCGGUAGCGAUCGAGUGAAGAAGGAGUGGCCGGAAGUGGAGUUCGCUAGCAGCGCGCCAAGUGCAGUACCUUGAGGUAUAUGUCAAAUACGAGGAAGGUUUCAGCCCUUCGACAAUGAGCAAGCUUAUUGUAAAGAUGAACGACCGGUGGGGAAAUGCAUUUUCUCAGAGGAUCCUGAUACACCUCGCGAAUGUGCGCGGCCAAGGGCAUUAUUUUGCGAAUGUGCACUCGGCGGUCCACUGGCCAGAAAACCAUCUUGCUAGAGCAACGAUUU